Molecule: messenger RNA, 5437 nt
Organism: Porites lobata
Lineage: Eukaryota; Metazoa; Cnidaria; Anthozoa; Scleractinia; Poritidae
Source: the annotation of a GenBank genome assembly
AUGGUUUGUAGCGGCAGAGGAAGCUGCAGGUGCGGGGCAUGUGUUUGUAACGCUACUUUGCCCUACAGAAGAACUUUCUGCGAUGAUUGCGUGGUAAGUGCACCGCAGGGAACCCUUCUAGUCUCGGCUCCUGACCUUUCUCAGGUUACCAUCUUCUGUCAAACCCAAGAACACGACUAAAUAUAGAUCAAUUAAAAGCUAUUGAAUGAGGCUGAGUAUGAUAUGAGGAAUUUUGCAGAUCUAGAAGGGUUUUAUUUACCGAGGCCGAAAAGAUAGGAAGGAGAGUGAUUGACCCUAGUGCAAGCGACAAAUGCCACCCCACGAAGAGAAUGCUUCCCUAUAAAAAUGUCUCGUAUUAUUUUGCAAAAUACUGUUUGUUGUUAACUUGCUAACAUACACAUUGCGGACCUAUUUGUAUUGCAGGGCUGCACUGGAACUUGCGAGGCCAACCGGGCAUGCGUGGAGUGCCGUUUGUUUGGCACGGGGGAAUUAGACAAAGACCAGUGUUCAAGAACUUGCAAAGAUUACAGCAUUACUCCAGUAGAUAAGCUUACACCUGGUAAGUUAACUCGUUGACACUUUUCAUGCGAUUCUAAUGCUACGCGCGCUCAUUUUUUCUGGCGUUUUUACUGACCUACUUGUAGACGACUGCGUCUCGGUCCAUGAAAAGCAAAGUAAUAAAGAGCAGUUGGCCAAUAUCCAGCCAUAUUGAACUCAGAUAUGAGUGUACUAAAAGGAACUGUGUGAAAAUCUUACCAUGCUGUUUUCCAUUCUGAUGUAGGCUAAACAAUGUAUUUCUUUCUGUUGUUUUUAUCUGUUAGAUAUGGGUAAGCAAUGUCGUUUUCUAGAUGAAGAGGACUGUUACCUGACCUUCGCCUACACGGAAGGACCAGACGGCCAACUCAAGAUUUUUACCCAGAAAAAUAAAGGUCUUUAAGCCAACUUUAAAGAUAAAAAAAUAGUACCGGGGGUUUGGCGGCGUUUGAUUGUUUAAGUGACUGAAGUGAUAAUUCACUCAGUGAAGUUUGAGAGAUCAUUGCACAUGAAUGUCAAGGUUAUUCCUUGUAAGCCUUGUGAGUGACUAAAAAUGCUUUUGUUGCAUUUCCAUUGUAGACUGUCCAUCUGAGAUGAAUGCUAUAGCAGUAAUUGUCAGCGUCAUAGGAGCAGUUUUAGCUGUAACCUUGGCUUUGUUACUUAUAUGGAGAGUGUUAGCCACCAUUCAGGUAAGCUUAUAUCACGCACUGUGCAUGUUCGUCCACACCCUCUGGCUCAGUCGGAUUUGCUUGAGUCAAAUGCACCUCCCUGUGAGCUGCCAGCAUUAAAUAUAAUAUAAAAUUUAGAAUUUAACAAUUAAUUGUACCCCGUAAAGAAACGUACGUUCUCGCAUAAGACUAGUCUCCGAUUGCCAGCACCAAACAACACGGCAUACAUACAUACAUACAUACAUACUUUAUUGACUUUCCCAAGGGGCUUUUCAAAGACAAUACAUGAUCCUAUUUACAAUUAAAAAUGUUUUAAAAUAUAUAUAAAAUUACAAUUCUUUAAGUAAUUUAGUACGUAAACGAGUUUUAAAAACAUCAAUCGAGUUACACAGUUUAAAGGAAUUGUCUAAGGAGUUCCAUAAGUUCACAGUUCUAUAGAAAAAUGUUCUCUGACCGGCAGCUGUUCUAAAAAAGGGAAUUUGUAAAAGCUGUGAAUUUCUGGUGCUACGUCGGCUAACCUCUGCUCGCUUUAUGAAUUUUGAUGUAAGGUAUUCAGGGGCUUGACCGGUCAUACAUUUAAAAGCCAUUGUAGCGUUCCGGUAAUAAAGCUGACUGGGAACUGAAAGCCAAUUUAGCUCCUUGCGAAUUGGUGUAACAUGGUCAAAUUUACGUGCGCCGCUAACAAUGCGGCAUGCGAAGUUCUGCACUGCCUGUAACUUGUUGACAUUACAUUUUGAGGUAUUUGACCAAACAUUGGAGCAAUAAAAUAACCUGCUAAAAACUAAGGAAUUAAUAAUCAUCAAAAGUGUACGUUUGUCGAAGACAUGCUUGACACGGUUUAUCUGGCCAAGGCGGGACAUGCACGAGGAAGCGGUUUUAAUUAUAUGUUCAUCGUAAGUUAAAUUAGAAUCCAAAGUCACACCAAGGUCUUUGGCGGUGUCUGUAGGGACAAUGUCCUUACCCAUAAAGGAAAGGUAACGAAAUUGGAAUUUUGCACGCAUCUGCCUGCUGCCAAAUAUCAUCAACUUGGUUUUGCCAGGGUUUAGUAACAAUUGAUUGUUGGAACACCAUUCCCCUAUUUUAAACAGGUCGUCUUCCAAAUCAGCAAUUGCAUCCAGGUUGGCUUUAAGCUCGAAGGAAGUGAUGAGUUUCGUAUCAUCUACAUAACUCUGGGUGCUGCAUUUCUAUGGGAUCAAUGGAAGAUCGUUCGUAUAUAUGCUAAAAAGAAGUGGGCCCAAGAUGCUUCCUUGAGGAACGCCACUGGUCACAGACAAAGGCUCAGAUAGCGUUGAAUAGAUUCGUACUACUUGUGACCUGUUGCUUAGGUAACUACGAAACCAUUGGAGAGUGUCACUGGAAAUUCCGACAUCUUGCAAUUUUAAAAUUAACGUGUCAUGAUUGACACUAUCAAAGGCUUUGCUCAUAUCUAAUAGUACAACUGCCAUUAACUUCUUUUUAUCGAUGGCGUUAAGAAUUGUGUCUGUUGUUUCAAUGACAGAUGUUUCACAAGAGUGCCAUCUCUUGUUACCGCUUUGAGUCUUUGAUAGGGUGUCAUUUGAUUGCAGAUACGAGGUGAGUUGAUUAUGUACUACCCUUUCGCAAACCUUCGAUAAAACUGGUAGAAGUGAGAUGGGUCUAUUGUUGUUUGCCUGUUCAUGGUCGCCCUCCUUUAGGAUGGGUGUAACCUCGGCUGUUUUCCAUUUUGAUGGAAAAACACAGUUUUGAAAGGAUGCAUUAACGAUAGACGUUAUUGGGUGAACAAUUGGAUUAAGACAGUCUUUGAUGACACGGAUCGGAAUUUUAUCUAUCCCGGGGGCCUUGUUUGAAGGCAUCGCUGCUAUUAUACGCUCUACUUGUUUAUAAUCAACGGUACUAAUUGUGAACUGGUCAGAGGAAGCGUAUUGUCUCGGCACGAAAUAAUUCUGAUUAAGUGUUAAGUUACAUUCAUUAGCCAGGGACGUAAUUUUGUCAACAGUGCUCUGACCAACAGAUACGAAGAACUGGUUAAAUUCGUCUGCAACAGAUUUGACGCUCUUACUAAAUGUUCGCUGAGAUGUAGAUUUAUUGGGGACACACUGGCGGAUUGCUUUCCAGAUAUUAUUGGUGUUAUUUGGGUUCCUUUGGAUUUGUUCAGCAACAAAUUCUCGUUCAGCAAUUCUAAUUUCCCUCUUUACUUCCUGUCUGAAAUAUCUGUAGGCAGUCCAGGAUAGCGGGUCAUUUGUUUUCUUUGCUUUUUUACGCCAAUCAUCCCUGGUCUUCAUCAAUCCGCGGAUGUUGUCGGUUACGCAUGGGUUUGGCUUACAGCGUGCUUUAAAGGUUUUAACUGGAGCAUGACGGUCGAGUAUCUCAGUAAACAGCGAAUCAAAUGCAUAAAUUUUAUCCUCGACAUCGUCGAAAACAUCGACUAUGGACCACGGUGCCAAUGAUACGUCAUUGCUGAAAUCAAUAGGACUGUAGUGUUUAAAACUUCUGGUAGUAAUAUAAAUGGGUUUGGAGCGCGCCUUAAGGUGACAUAAAUUAGCUCAUGGUCGCUGAUCGAGCUUUCCAUAACUGUAGCCGUUUGGACUUGUCUUGUAUCCGAUGCAAGGAUAACAUCUAAAAUUGAUUUCGAAGUCUCUGUAACUCGUGUUGGUGUGUUGAUCAAUAUUGACAAGUUAUAGGAACGGCAAAAGUUAACAAGGGCUUUAGCUCCAGGAUCGUCGCUAUUCUCAAGUCUGCAGUUCAAAUCACCUAAUAGAUAAAUUGGAACAUUAAACGACGAGGCAUAAAUAAAGUUCUCUGUAAGAUCUGAAUCGAAACAAGAUAAAGAAGUGUCCGGUGGUCUAUAGGUUGUACAGACAAGGAAGGACUUCAUGUUUCUGACGUGGAUUUUUAGCCACAGUUGAUGGAAGCCAGAGGCCGUGAUAAGAGAAAUGUCACUCAAGUACUCCGUCCUGUAAUUUCGUGAGACAUAAGCACAUACUCCACCGCCAACCCUCGCCUGUCGGUCGAUUCGGUAGAUAACAUAGCCAGGGAUUUCUAUCUCCAAAUCCGUAACUGAACUGUUGAGCCAUGUUUCGGAUACGGUAAAUAUAUCAAACUUAUUUUCCAGUACCGCAUUCUUUACAAGAACGAAAUGCUCACGGCAUUUGAGCGAGCGAACAUUAAGAUGUGCGAUUUUAACAUUGCCAUUUGACUUUUCUGACUUGUCUCCACUAGAGCAGUUUGCAAGUCCAGGGUUAAGUUCCACAUCAUGUAGCAGUUGUAUAACAGGUCUAAAGGUAGAGGUUGAGUUGGCGUAGUAGGCUGUAGUAGUGCUUGCUCGUUUAGUAGAAAUGCAAAGAAAAAAAUGAUACUUCAUUUACUAAUAUUUUAAAGAAAUAUUUUAAAGCUUUAAUAAGUUUAAACUCGUGUGGUAUCAAGACUGAUUGAAUACGUUUCACAUAUCUUAAGCUUUGAGGAUAAAAUAGUCUCUUCUCAGUUUUAUCGCACGAGCUUCACAAGAACCCUAUGUCCUUUUAACCAUAAUGAAAAGAAGAUGCUUGUACGCAAGCUUAACAUCAUUUCUACCACUGCACGACCUCUGAAAUCAAACGAAACUUGAAAAGCCAUUCAAAAGUCGUGCAAACACGAACAGUACCUUUUUUGGAAAUCGAGCUGCUAAAGCACAGAAGCUAACAACAGUGCUUGCAGUUGGCGCCUAAAUUAAGUCCUAAUUGUUGGUUUUUCUAGGAUCGAAGAGCAUUUGCGCAGUUUGAAAAGGAACAAAUGAAUGCAAAGCGUGUUGUGGUAAGUUUCCAGAGAAUUUAUGUAUUUUGUUUUAAAAUGGGUCCAUCAGAUCUAUGUAGAGCAACCCUAACGAACCCUACUGAUUAAACAAAUUUAAAGGAAAGAUUCACCUAGUGUUUUGAAAACACUCUUUCGUUUUAUAAAAUUAUACAUUAUUACUAUGGCUGUUCAAAAACAUUUCUGUUAAGAGGAAUUGGAUACCAAAACCAGACAGAAUCACAAUCGAAAUGCGAGGAGGCUAACACUAGUGUGCGAAAAUAAUUAGUGGCAUUUCAUAUUUUACGUGGAAUUCGCAGUAAUUUAACCCAGCUCUUGCCAUUUUCUAUCAGUACCAAAAACUUGUUUUUCUUUCUUCAGUUCUUGUUGAAGUUGUUAUUUUUCUUUAAUUUAUACACUAGGCUGAGAAUCCGAUCUUCAAACCGACAACUACAACAUUUAUGAACCCAAUGUACGGAGUGAAGACAUGA